AUGAGGUCUAAUGUCACUGUUGCGGUGCUGGUUGUACUUCUAGUUUGUCGAUUAUUUGUGCAGCCUGCCUUCUCGCUGAUAUCAGAUUGCGAUGAGUCGUAUAACUAUUGGGAGCCACUGAAUUUGUUAGUUCGGGGAUUCGGUAAGCAGACAUGGGAAUAUUCACCUGAAUAUUCUAUUAGAUCAUGGACAUUUCUUCUUCCUUUCCAUGCUAUAUUAAGCGCCGUAAAGAGAUUUUUAAUCUAUGAGGACUCACCCCGAUAUGUUUUGUUCUACUUUGCUCGAGCUGUUCUAGGCCUAACGAGUUUUAUCUUUGAGAAAAGGUUAUACGAUGAACUUUUGAAGAGUACUUCAGAUACAGUUGCGAAUGCUUGGCUGGUUUUUCAGAUCUUUAAUCCAGGAUGGUUCCAUGCAUCAGUGGAACUACUGCCCUCCUCGAUUGCUAUGAUCUUUCUUCUGGGGUAUUUGAGAGAUUCCUUGCGGUACUUGUCGAAACACAAUGAAAAACCUUUUGUAUCACUUUUGUUCUACAACUUUGCUGCUGGUAUGCUGGGGUGGCCCUUUGUGUUAGUAUUAAGCGUUCCAAUGGUCAUCCAUUAUGUGUUUAACCAUAGGCUAAUUGAUACGUUACGUACAGGGUUUUCCUCGUCAUUAGUGUUGUCUUUGAUUACAGGAAUAGUCGUUCUUAUUGAUUCUAUAAUGUAUGGGCGAUUGACGCUGGUUCCAUGGAAUAUUGUAAGGUACAACGUUAUCAACGCUGAUGAAGCGGCUGGUCCUAAUAUUUUUGGUACAGAACCAUGGUAUUAUUAUUUAUUUAACCUACUGCUGAACCUGCCAAUCCCAGUGCUGAUACUUUCCGUUUUCGGGUUGUCUCACAAGCGCUUAUGGCCUAUUUGGGGUUCUAUUAUGAUCUGGUUAACUACUUUUAUUCUGCAACCUCAUAAGGAGGAAAGGUUUUUAUACCCAAUUUACGGGUUUAUCACGUUGGCAGCAAGUUUUGGAUACGCGAAGAUUUUGAGGAUGUUGAAACAUAGAAGAACAAGUAGACAACUUCUCAAACUCCUUACCCUUGCAGUUGUUGCAAUUCAAGCUACGACACGUAUAAUAGCUUUGAUUAACAAUUACACUGCACCAUUAACGGUGUUUUCUGCGUUGCAACCUGCUAUCGCCUACGAUGAGCCUAUCCAGGUCUGUAUUGGUCGGGAAUGGUAUCACUUUCCAAACUCGUUUUUCUUGCCAGAUUCUCAUAGGUUGGGUUUUGUAUCUUCUGGGUUCAAUGGCUUGCUACCAGGUGACUUCUUGGAGCAUUCGUCCAUAUUUGAUUCAAUCCGUACUACUCCACCAAACAUGAAUAAAUUUAACCUAUUUGACGCUGGGAAGCUGGUUCCUGUGAAAAAGUGUCAGUACUAUGUUGACAUAAUUAUGGAAAGUGACAAUUCUCGGGAUGCUCUGGAUCCAACUAAAAUGUCGGCAGAUUGGGCAGCGGUAUCUUGCAGUCCAAUUAUCGAUGUUGCCAACUCUAAGUUCUUUGGCAGAGCGUUUGCUUUACCACCAUCACUAAUAGAAGCGCUUCCCAAGAGUGUUCAGUCCCUAGUACAGAAAUUUUACAAGGCAAAUUUUGUAAAUUUCUGCCUCUUUGAAAGAAUGAUCAAGGGUGAACUCGUUUAA
This is a messenger RNA of Eremothecium sinecaudum, 1668 nucleotides long. It is a transcript of the gene ALG9, whose product is annotated as dolichyl-P-Man:Man(6)GlcNAc(2)-PP-dolichol alpha-1,2-mannosyltransferase. The coding region runs from base 1 to 1668 and encodes 555 amino acids. Gene Ontology annotation, molecular function: alpha-1,2-mannosyltransferase activity. Gene Ontology annotation, biological process: protein N-linked glycosylation. The transcript has a single exon. NCBI's taxonomy places the organism in Eukaryota, Fungi, Ascomycota, Saccharomycetes, Saccharomycetales, Saccharomycetaceae. Gene Ontology annotation, cellular component: endoplasmic reticulum membrane. The record is from RefSeq and is a predicted model, not a curated record.